GCCCGCUGCCGCUGCCGCUGCUGCCCCGAGGCGACCUGGAGCGACCCGGGCCCGUCCCAGACCCGAACGGAGCUCAGCAGCGUCUGACGUGUGUGGAAGCCCCAGUGUCCUUAGGUUCACGGUGAUCAGUGCCGGCGAGAUGGUGUGAGGUCUGGCGGGCCUUCUCGAUGUGGAUUUAGACAUUAGCCUUAUUGUGUUCCGGAUUUCUGUGAAGGACCCUUGCGUUUACCAUUUUAGGGUAGCAGUCGUUCUCGUGCUGUUAUUCUGUGCUAGUGACUAGUGAAAAGGUCCAGAGUCACAGUGACCGAUACAGAAGUCCUGCACGUCACGGACGAUCGCGGGUCUGACGGUGACCCCCGGCGACUCCCGGUGACCCCAGUGACCUCCGGUGGCCGUAAUUGACCUCUGCCGAGCUGGAGGGGCCCAGGCAGCCGACCAUGGUGACUGACCUGGUGGACAGGGUUGCCGCGCUGCGGCUCACCAAGCUGAAGCCCCGCCGCGGCAAUGUUCGCCUCCUCUGCCUGGUGAUGUUCUAUCUGGUGUUCUUGGUGGUGGGAGCGGCCAUUUUCUCGGCCAUCGAGGCACCGGUGGAGGUGGGACUCAUACGGAGCACGCGCCGCAUGAAGCAGAAGUUCCUGCAGGCCAACCCGUGCGUCACAGAGUCGGCCCUGGAGGACCUCAUCACGGAGGUGGUGCUCGCCAACAACCGCGGCGUAUCGGCCUCCAAGAACAUCUCCACCGGCUCCAACUGGAGCUUCGGCCAGAGCUUCUUCUUCUCGGCCACCGUGGUCACCACCAUCGGUGG
Molecule: messenger RNA, 805 nt
Organism: Amphibalanus amphitrite
Lineage: Eukaryota; Metazoa; Arthropoda; Thecostraca; Balanomorpha; Balanidae
Product: potassium channel subfamily K member 1-like
Exons: 2
Biological process (GO): potassium ion transmembrane transport; stabilization of membrane potential
Cellular component (GO): membrane
Molecular function (GO): potassium ion leak channel activity
Source: RefSeq, a predicted model, not a curated record